UCUCUAAGCAAGCAACAAUACCCAUCAAAGUAUUAUCAACAAAAUACAAUACCCAUCAAAGAAAAUGGCAAGCAGCCAGCUCAUUGUUCUUGUCUCCUCACUUCUGCUCCUCUCUUUGGCCUUCCCUACCAUAUCUGCUUAUGAAACUGUCUCAGGAAACAAAACUGUCCCAUCAAACAAAACAACAGAGAAGAAAACUGAAGUAGUAGUGGAAGGCAUUGUUUACUGCCAGAGCUGUGAGCACACAGGCACAUGGUCUUUGUCUGGGGCUACACCAAUCCCUUCAGCUAAAGUAAGUGUCAUCUGCAAGGACCACAAAGACAGAGUCAGCUUCUACAAGGUUUUUGUAACAAACCCAAAUGGCUACUUCUAUGCAGAACUUGAUGGAUUCAAGAUGGGUAACCCUCUAUUGGACCACCCCCUCCAAGGAUGCCAGGUGAAACUUGUUUCAUCUCCUGUUGAAAAUUGCAACCUCCUCACCAAUGUCAACUAUGGGCUAUAUGGCGCUCCUCUUCGUUACGAAAACAAGAGAUUGGUUGGACAGACCUAUGAGGCUGUGAUCUAUGCUGCAGGUCCCUUGGCUUUCCGCCCAGCUCAUUGCCCUUUCACAGCUCAUAACUAAGAUUAAUGACAAUUGUCGUCGGCCCCUGAGUAAUCUUUCUUAUAAUUUUCAUCUUUGCAUUUUUCACUAUAUUGUUGAUUUAUCAGAUUGGAGAGGAAUAUGUUGGUUUGUACUUUGUACUAAUUGAUUGGAUGAAGUUUAUUUAUGCUGCUUUAAAUUAAGAA
Quercus robur (English oak) is the source of this 786-nucleotide messenger RNA. RefSeq names its product non-classical arabinogalactan protein 30-like. Lineage: Eukaryota; Viridiplantae; Streptophyta; Magnoliopsida; Fagales; Fagaceae. The coding region runs from base 65 to 622 and encodes 185 amino acids. The record is from RefSeq and is a predicted model, not a curated record. The transcript has a single exon.